UCCUGCGCAACACUUGCAACAAUGUUGUCUAGCGUUGAUCGCGAAACGCAAGAGACAGAGACAGUGACUUCAAGUCUUCCGAGCGACUUCGGAUCGCAGAGCGUUACCGUUCAACAGAUCAGGUAGUAAGGGCGUUGCCUGUGUCAAUUCCCAUGGGAACGGCUAGUCAUCAACAACUCGUCAUGUCAUUGGGUAGGGACAGCCAGGCAUCACGCGAUGUAGCAACCAAUGGAAAGCUAGAAGAUCGACUAGAUCUGCCCGGACUAGAGAUUGUGAAGGAAGCGUUCGAGGUAGGACUCUACUUGUAACUAUUGAGGAAGCCAUUAGAUCACGUGACCUGUGGCAUGUAGUCUGGUGGGAAAGAGAGUGGUUUUCUCACGAAGGAGGAGUUUGAGAAUGCUGUGUCUAGAGCAGUGGAAGUGCAUGAAAAAGUAGUGGGAAAUCAGAUUGCAGAUCUAUUUACUAACAUUGACGUCUCAUCCGAAGGAAAAAUAUCUCUAGACCAGUUUUGUUCGUACAUGCUGAUGUGUUAUAACGAGAAAGAAGACAAAGUGAAAGCAACACAGGUUCCGCAGUGGAAGCCGGUUCGAGUCAUUCAGAAUCGACACAAGAAGGAAAUUCAAGGAGUUGAGCUGUUUAGAAGUCCUCAACGCUAUGUGACUGUCAGUAAGGACGGUUGUCUGUCUACUUGGAAGCUGAACAUGCAGAUGAAAGACUUAAUACGAAUACAGAGGGAACAUAUUGAUAGACGAGAUCUCUGGGUAACGUCGUUUAGUGUGAUGCCUCAGCUGAAUAGACUUAUUAUAGCAUUGACAACCAAGGAAAUAUUGAUUUAUGACAUCACAGCUUUGCCAGAAUGUACGUGUCAGGUUUCAAUUGGGGGAUUCACUACAACACCAAUUUCUUUGUGUUCUUGGAGCACUGACGAAGAUGUCAGUGAAUCAGGAAUUGUUGUUGGUGAUUCAGAAGGAAAUGUAUCUGCAAUCAUUGUUUCUGAUUCUGCUGAGAAUUUCUUUCCAGUGAAGUUUGCAAAGCUUGGGAAGCAAAUCUCUACUAGUAGUCAUGAUGAUGAUACUUUAGUGUCGUUGCCUACAAUCAGCGUUAGUGACAUAAAAGCGGGAAAAUAUAAAGACAUUCGUGUGGUCACUCACUCUGAACACAAAGGUUGGGUUAGAAAAGUCAAGUAUUAUGCCAGUUUGGAUGCUGUCAUAUCAUGUGCAACAUCGGAUCGCAACUCAAUUGUCCUCGCUUACAUAGAAAAGGCUACAAACCUAAUGAGAACUAUCAACUUCUCUGUGAAACAAGGAAUAAACGACUUUGACUACAGCCGAUCUGUCAAUUUAAUAGUUUCAGCUGGAGUUGAUCGUAUGAUUAGACUAUGGAAUCCUUACGUCACAUCAAAACCAGUUGGUAUAAUGGAAGGUCACACAUCACCCGUUGUUGCUAUUCUUAUCUGCUCGAGUCGAGGCCAGAUCUUCAGUUUGUGUGCUCAGAAGGUGUUACGAGUGUGGGACAUUAAGCUGCAAGCGUGUCUCCAGGUGAUGUCUGGAAUAUUUCCUCGAGGACCACCAGUUGCAACAAACAUGGUUUUUGAGGAGGAACAUAGCAGGCUCUUUGCAUCGUUUAAUAAUCAGCUGUGUCUAGCGGAGAUCAGGCAUGAUGCAAAAAACAGAGUUGUGACUCACGAGAAGUCGGUUGUGUGUGUUGUCUACAGCAGCAGAUAUAAUCAGGUGUUAACUGCAGGUGCUGAUUCUGUUAUUGCUGCGUGGAUACUUGAUACGGGACAGAGAGUUUGGAAGAUAUUUCAUGCUCACGGUGAGGCUGAAAUCACAUGCAUUUCGGUGACAUCUAAUCAAUUGCGGUUUGUAACGGGUGGAACUGAUGGUCUAAUAAAGAUUUGGGAUAUGAAUAAUGGAACAUUGAGAAAUACUUUACUUGCUGCUGAUGGGCUCUCAGUGGAUAUCACCGACUUGGUGAUUGUUGAACAAGGAGUGGUUGCUGUAGGAUGGGCAAGAGUUCCUGCUUUCCUGCAAACUGAAGACUUGACAAAUUCUGAAUCUAUCUCUAGCGAGUGGACUGCAGGAAGAGAGCAUCGCAAUGACAUCACAUGUGUGGCGUUUUCUUCCCCUCAUCACAUAGCCACAGCGUCUCUGGAUGGAGAAGUCAUUCUAUGGAACAUUUACUCUCAAGAGAUGGACAUACAACUGAAUACUCAAUUGAAGACGAAACCUAGUGGUGUAGGGCGGCGAUCUCCACCAAAGCCACGUCGUUCUUCAUCCAAGAUGCAAGGCUGCAGCCUUAGUAGCAAAGUAGAAGCUCAAGAGAGGCCGCUCUCUGUUAAUAGACUUGUCUUUUUGGAUCGAAGGAUUUCACGUCGGUCUGCAGCUCAGCUGGUUGGCUGUGGUAGUCAGGGAUGGGUACGUUUCUGGAGCAUCUACAGCGGGCAGUGUAUGGCCGAGUUUAUCUCUUUCCCAGGAGUGACAGCAAUUGUAGCUCUUGCAACAGACGCCAGUAACACAGUACUGGCUACAGGAAGCCCAAAUGGAGACAUGAGCUUGUGGAGGAUAAAAUCAUAUUGCACAAGGAAUACUGAAAACAUUCCUCCAGUUUGUAUUUGUGCCUGGAUUGCUCAUUUGGAUGCUGUCACUUCCAUCUUGCUUGUAAACCGUGGAUCCUCACUCUUUGUCGUCACAGCAUCGACUGACUGCUGCUGUUGUGUGUGGGACACCUCGGGAACUCAAAUUGGUGUUUUUGGACAGGACAACCACUGGAAACUUCAAUCUACAUCUCGUUUGGCGAAAGAAGAAAAUCCUGAAUCAACGUCGUUCGUUUCAACAUCGCAGUCAGACCUUCAUCGCAAAGGACAAUACGAAGUUUUCAGUAAAUCCAAGUUACCACCUAUUGAUGAAAUUCCGAGCUCGUCGGUUACUCAAUUGAAAGGAGAAGUGGACGAAAUAGACAAUGAGAGUCCGCCGGCUGUUGAGAACAAUUUAAGCGUAUUUGCGGCCAGCGACUAUAAGACUCGUAACGUAGUGAACUCGAGCAGUGCAGACAACGGCGUAAAGAGCGUGUCCGUUUGGGACGCCACGUCGCUCGGCAUUUCGUAUGAGAUUGCAAGAAAGAGCAAGCGGCCUCGACAGCAACUGGUUUCGCUGCCUCGUUUUCGUUUGGGAAGCUCUCUUGAUCAUGAAGAUUAUCAGCCAGAGCAUCCUAUCGUUCUUGGACCAGAAGCAUCUCCGUACCAGCGUCUUCCUUUUAUUGAAAUUCACGAUCCUGGCGUUGCACUGAAGAAGCCUGCGUUGCUUGACAACUUUGAUUACUAUUUCGGCAGUCCAGACCGAAAGUCUCAAAAGUCUAUAUCGUUUCUGAAAAAACCCAAAGUCACACCACAUGCUGGAUGGAAAGCUUUGCAAGCCAAGUUUGACGAAAUGACUUUGUUUCCAAAGAAUUUUUGGGAUUCUGACGUGCGAAACAGAUACCGUUUGAAAAGCCAUAGAAGUACAGGGAGGAGCCGCCAGAAGACUCACGUGACGUUUGUUAAGCCAGCUGGUAGCUCUAGAUCAUCAACCCAAUAUAAGACUCAACUGGACUAGCAUGCUUACUGUAGGGAAUACGACCAAGUACAGCAGUAGACAGCAUUGUAUUUACAUUAGUCAAUUAACUAUUUAUGACAGGUGAGAAAGAAUAGAAUGACACUGGCAGAGAAAUAUCUAUAUUACGAGUUUUGCAUUUUACAUUUUGAACACAAAUGGUGUAAUGAUGUUAUCAGUCGUAACUAGUAAUAUAUUCGAAAUGUUGAAUGUCUA
Messenger RNA from Corticium candelabrum, 3806 nucleotides. Its product is annotated as WD repeat-containing protein 49-like. Bases 519 to 3593 code for a protein of 1024 amino acids. The transcript is spliced from 31 exons. Lineage: Eukaryota; Metazoa; Porifera; Homoscleromorpha; Homosclerophorida; Plakinidae. Gene Ontology annotation, molecular function: protein binding. The record is from RefSeq and is a predicted model, not a curated record.